UGUGAUAUCAGCUUGCACCAAUGGAAUGGAAUAGAACAGAAUGAAAAUGAAUGGACGUAAAUGGCUAGGAAUGGUACUCUGUAUAAUGGAAUGAAAUGGAAUAGAGUGGAACACAUUACGUGUAACAAUAGAAUGCUAUGGAUGGAAUAAAAGGAAAUAAAUGAGACCGGAAGGACGUUAGUGGUGGAGCCUGAGCCAUGCAUAGCUGUCCCAGACGAGUGCUCCGCAUGUCUCAUCUGAAUGCCCUCUGUUCCAGUGAAAUCAAAAACUGCAGUCAACAGGAACUGAGCUAUAUCUGCUCUGCAUGAAGUCUGUGUGCUGCUGGUUUAGAACGUUGUCACAAUAACUCUGACUGCGGCAGGUGGGAGCUCAGGGGUCAGUCUGUGAGUGAGGCCUGAGUAAGGAGUGAAUCAGCGCUGCUUUUGACUGACGGACAGCUUGGUGGGAAACAAGGCCUCAGGAGAGCGAGAGUCUGAUAACAGGAGUGAAAGCGUCGCCACAGCAAUAUCAUCUUUCAGUCUUCACUGCCACUCGUCUUUCACAACAUGGCCUCUGCGGUAGCACCGUUCUCCUCUGUCGCUGCCUCUUUGGGGAUGUAGAAAGACACGGGACACAUGGAAACAUUCCUGCAUACUGCUACAGAGGAAAGCUUUGGAUGUGUCUUCAGACUUUAAAGUCCCUAACAGAUGGACAAACUGUGUUAAGCGUCAGUACUGUCAUCAUUACAACUACUGUUUCCUGGUUUGGGAAUUGUUUUAGUGUUUCAAAGGGACUCGUAGGACAAUGGAAGUUAUAGGAAGGUGCUGUCUCUGAUUUUAUAUGUUCCUGUGUAACAUCGAAGGCCAAUGCGUGUGGCUCGAGAGCCCAUCAUGGCCAGACCACUGCUGAAGAUCCACCGCUAUUUCCGGUGUAAACCGGUACACUUUUUCUCUUUCAUCCUCCUCUACCUCACUGCUGGCAGUCUUGUUUUCCUCCACUCCGGCUUCUCCAGCGACACUUCCACCACUGGAGCUUCUAGAAGUGUCCGUGACCCACUUAUAUCUGAAGGUGGGGGCGGCGCAGGUGGUGGGAGCUCUACCUCUGAUGGUCUCGGGCUCCUAGGAAGGGUAUUUAAGGAGACACGGAGAGCCCCCCAGAGAUUUGGACCCCCGUGGAUGAAGAAAAAUAGGGCACAGGAUGUACCGGAGUGGGCCGGAAGAGGAGUUGAUCAUCAUACCAGGAGCCAUGGAGCCAAAGGAAAAACCACCAAAGGGAUGGAUGAUGGGAGAGCAAAGUACAUCGGCUGUUAUGUUGAUGACACACAGAAACGGGCUCUUAGAGGGGUUUCCUUUUUUGACUACAAAAAAAUGACUGUCUUCCGUUGCCAGGACAACUGCGCUGAGAGGGGUUAUCUCUAUGCGGGUCUGGAGUUUGGAGCCGAGUGCUACUGUGGCCAUAAGAUUCAGGCACCCAACGUGUCAGAGAGUGAAUGUAAUAUGGAGUGUAAAGGGGAGAAGAGUAACCUCUGUGGAGGACCUAAACGACUGUCCAUAUAUAGACUGGAGCUAAGCCAGGAGUCGGCCCGCAGAUAUGGGAGUGCCAUCUUCAAGGGAUGUUUUAAGAGGCCAGACAACGUGACCCUGGCGCUUCCUGCUAGUGCCGUUAUUAAAAACAUGUCAGUGGACAAGUGUGUAGACAUGUGCACAGAGAAAGAAUUCUCUCUGGCAGCCUUGGCUGGUGAAAAAUGUCACUGUGGCUUUCCUACUCCUCUCUUCACCCUGCAUGACCAUGAGGAUGAGGAGCUGUGUCUCCAGCGCUGUGCAGGAGAAGACUUCGAGAGCUGUGGAAACAUUGACUUCUUUGUAGUGUACCAGACCCAAGUGCAAGAUAAUCGUUGUUUGGACCGGCGCUUUUUGCCCUCUCGAACCAGUGGCACUGUGGCACUUGCUAGUUUCCCAGGCGCAGGGAAUACAUGGGCCCGUCACCUUAUUGAACUGGCUACGGGUUGGGAGCUACUGAGCUACUACUUUGAUGGCUCACUGUACAACAAAGGUUUUAAAGGGGAGAGAGAUCACUGGCGCAGUGGUAGAACCAUAUGUAUCAAGACCCAUGAGAGCGGCAGGAAGGAGAUUGAGGCCUUUGAUGCCAGCAUUCUCAUGAUCCGGAACCCUUAUAAAGCCCUCAUGGCAGAAUUUAACCGAAAGUAUGGUGGCCAUAUUGGAUUUGCCUCUCAAGCUCAUUGGAGGGGGACAGAGUGGCCAGAGUUUGUGAAGAACUAUGCUCCAUGGUGGGCAUCCCACACACUAGACUGGCUGAAAUAUGGGAAGAAAGUUCAAGUGGUACACUUUGAGGAUUUAAAACGGGACCUUUUCUCUCGGUUAAAAGGCAUGAUCAUCUUUCUGGGUCUGGAAGUCUCAGAGGACCGCCUGCUGUGUGUGGAAGGACAGAAAGAUGGGAACUUCAAACGCUCUGGGCUGAGGAAGCUUGAAUAUGACCCUUAUACGGCAGAGAUGCGUGCCACCAUUGACGGGCUAAUUAGGACUGUGGACACAGCACUCAGAAAGAGAAACCUGUCUGGUGUACCUGAGGACUACAGGCCCAGAUGAUACUCCUCUCUUCACUUAUGCUUUUUUUCACACCACACUCCCCCCCCCCCAGCUAUACCCAUUUUUUUCCUAGAAUAUGAAAUUGAUUAUCAUCAUUUUCCUUGUUUGCUUUCAGUUUUAAGAACGGUGUGUAUUGUGAAACUGCUAAAAAACUGUUCUUUCUUUUCAUUAAUAAUCUACACUGUAUAGUAAGACAUGGGCUUGUGCAACAAUUUGGCUUUGAGUUUAAUCACCAUGGAUCCAUCUUCCUUAUGCCAGUAUAAGUGUGUGGUAACUACAAAUUCAGUUCAGUCAUUAAGAGAAAUGACUGUUCACACUUCUAAUGAAAGUGUCUAUUGCCAUCAAGACAUCCGGGACAGCUGUUUAGACACUACUGGACUCCCUUUUAAACACUUCAGCCUCAUUGGGAAUAUAUGGACAGCGAUUUCAUUUUUAACAUCUGAACCCCAGCUUCCUGUUACCACAAAUAUCUGGAAAUUGCCUUCAGAUGUUAUGAUGCUUCUUAAAUCAGUGAUCAGUGAUUACUUAUGAUCAGUGAAAUAGUUAUAUGGGCAACAAAAAUUCUCAAGAUAUACCACGUGUAUUAGAUAAAUGCAUGGGCAACUCGAAAACACGUGGUCUGGUACUUGCCUUCAGUGAUUUGCAGGCAAAUUGCAGCCCUUAUUGAGUUAUCGAUUUAAAUGAAAGCAACCAAGUUCUUCUGUUUUGUGUUUAGAGCACUUUUAAGUUGAGACUGUUUCAUCAAGUUAACUUUUUUUCUUACUGAGGUUUUAAGGUGUAUUUGCAGUGGAUGAUAAAAAGAAGGGGGGAAAAACAUUUCAUAGUGUGCUCACAAAGUAAAAGAAAUGGGGGCUUCUUGUAAAUUGCUUACAAUGACAUUGACUGACCCUUUAGAAUGAGUUUUUUUUUUUUUACCCCUUUUCUCAAUCACAAUUAUUUUAAUCUGUUAAGGGGAUACUGAAGUUUACCCCAAAAUGAAAAUUCAUUCAGUUAUGUUUUUGACAGACAUGGUCUUUAACACAGCUCUUACAUGAGGAGUUGUGUAUCAAUAUUUGUAAUCAUGUGAGGAUGAGUAAAUUAUGACAAUUUUCAUUUUUGGAUGAACGAUGCUUUUAUGCAAAAAAAA
This is a messenger RNA of Sinocyclocheilus grahami, 3711 nucleotides long. Its product is annotated as WSC domain-containing protein 2-like. NCBI's taxonomy places the organism in Eukaryota, Metazoa, Chordata, Actinopteri, Cypriniformes, Cyprinidae. Bases 846 to 2585 code for a protein of 579 amino acids. The record is from RefSeq and is a predicted model, not a curated record. The transcript has 12 exons. Gene Ontology annotation, molecular function: sulfotransferase activity.